AUGCCACAGGCCUCCCAGACGGAUUCCUACAGCAAUGUAAAAAUAAUCAGACAUGGUAGUUCGCCUGGCGAACCUCUCAUAGUGUUUCCAUCCAGCAUCAUGGGACAACAGACAUCCAGGAAGAGUGGCGAGUGCACGUGCGGCUGCGGCGCCUGGGAGCGCCGCCGCUACACGGAGUCGCCGAGCAGCGUCCACCGAUAUGUGAGCGCCGUCACCGACAGGUGGAGUGGACGCGAGUGCGCCUGCCGCCGUCGCCGCUGGCGGAGGCCCGCCUGCGUGUGCACUGCGUACCGGCGCGUCAGCGACGACAGGCUGGCGGCGGUGCUGACCCUGGGCGCCAGAGACCUGAGGCGCGAAUUGGACGCCAUUGUCAUCAAUGCGGACAGUGAGACGAGCCGGGAAAGCGGCGAGCCCACUGCGGAGGUGUACGUGCUCUCGGUGGCGCCCAGGCCCGAGGCUGAAGGUGCUGAGGAGGGGCGCAGGAAUGAGCUGACCCAGACCAGCGACGGCUCCAUCAGGCUGCACCCCCACUUCCAGGUCGUGUGCGGGGGAGAGCUGCGUGCGCUGCUGCUCCGCGCGCCCACGCUGCCCCACGUUGCCCACGCCGCCCACGUGGCCCACGCGACCCAAGUUGCCCACGCGACAAACGUGGCACACACGCCGCCCGCCAAAGUGCACACGCAGGUUGACUACAUCCACUGUCUAGUCCCCGAUCUGCAGGAGAUCACCGCUUGCUCCUUCUACUGGGGCAAGAUGGACCGCUAUGAGGCAGAGCGACUUCUGGACAACAAACCUGAAGGCACGUUCCUGCUGCGCGACUCGGCCCAGGAGGAGCACCUGUUCUCCGUCUCGUUCCGCAAGUACGGGCGGUCGCUGCACGCGCGCAUCGAGCACUACCAGCAUCGCUUCAGCUUCGACUCGCACGACCCGGCCGUCUUCGCCGCGCCCACCGUCACCGGCCUCAUCGAGCACUACAAGGACCCCGCUUGCGUGAUGUUCUUCGAGCCGAUGCUGACCGCGCCGCUGCCGCGCACCGAGCCCUUCUCGCUGCAGCAGCUGGCGCGCGCUGUCAUCGUCUCGCACACCAGCUACGACGGUGUAGAACAGCUGCCACUCCCAGCUCGGCUGAGGGCGUUCCUCAAGGAGUACCACUACAGGCAGAGGGUGCGCGUGCGACGCCUGGAGCCAGACUUGUAUGUGCCCCACCACUGC
Messenger RNA from Iphiclides podalirius (scarce swallowtail), 1212 nucleotides. The record is from the annotation of a GenBank genome assembly. Lineage: Eukaryota; Metazoa; Arthropoda; Insecta; Lepidoptera; Papilionidae.